Molecule: messenger RNA, 414 nt
Organism: Lontra canadensis (Northern American river otter)
Lineage: Eukaryota; Metazoa; Chordata; Mammalia; Carnivora; Mustelidae
Product: tubulin alpha chain-like
Exons: 1
Coding region: 1-414 (137 amino acids)
Biological process (GO): mitotic cell cycle; microtubule cytoskeleton organization
Cellular component (GO): cytoplasm; microtubule
Molecular function (GO): GTP binding; structural constituent of cytoskeleton
Source: RefSeq, a predicted model, not a curated record
AUGGUUUGCUGCCUGUUGUACCAGGGCGACGUGGUUCCUGAAGAUGUCGAUGUUGCCAUUGCCACCAUCAAGACCAAGCAUACCAUCCAGUUUGUGGACUGGUGUCCCACUAGCUUCAAAGUGGGCAUUAAUUACCAGCCUCCCACUGUGGUACCUGGUGGAGACCUGGCCAAAGUACAGCGAGCUGGGUGCAUGCUGAGCAACACCACAGCCACUGCAAAGGCCUGGGCUCGCCUGGCCCACAAGUUUGACCCGAUAUAUGCCAAGUGUGCCUUUGUUCACGGGUAUGUGGGUGAGGGCAUGGAGGAAGGAGAGUUUUCUGAGGCCCGUGAAGAUAUGGCUGCCCUUAAGAAGGAUUAUGAGGAGGCUGGAGUGGAUAGUGCAGAGGGAGAGGAUGAGGAUAAAGAGUAUUAA